ACGCGCGUCCAAAAACACUAAAACCCUGUGAUAUUUUUUCUCACGCUAUAAAAUGAGGGAAGAUAUUUUUAACCAAACUUCAUUUUAAGGUUUUGCAAGCUUAAACCCUAGCCGCUCCAAAAACCUCACACUCUCUCUCUAUCUUUCUCUCUCUCUUCAGAUUCUUGAGGGAAAUGGCGUUCUUUAACAGGAUCGGCAGUAUGCUUAGCCAGAGCAUCUCGCAAAAUUCUACCUCAUCUAUGAUGAAUGCAAUUCGAUGCAUGUCUUCUACCAAGCUCUUUGUUGGAGGUCUAUCAUUUGGAACUGAUGAUGGCUCAUUAAAAGAUGCAUUUUCUGGUUUCGGAGAAGUGGUAGAGGCAAGAGUUAUUAUUGAUAGAAACACUGGAAGGUCCAGGGGAUUUGGCUUUGUUAACUUCACAGAUGAAGAAUCUGCAAACAGUGCACUGUCUGCCAUGGAUGGUCAGGAUCUGAAUGGCCGUAACAUCCGUGUAAGUGUUGCUAACGAUAGGCCACAAACUCCACGGUAUGGCGGUGGUGGUGGUGGAUAUGGUGGUGGUGGCAGUGGAUAUGGUGGUGGCAGUGGUGGUGGAUACCGUGGUGAUGGAGGUUAUGGAGGCAGUGGCGGUGGAGGUGGUUAUCAAAGAAGUGCAAACGAGGACUUUUAAUUAUGUUAAUUGCAAUUGUUUAUAGCAAGUGGCUGUAGGAAACGAAUGCGAUUUUAGGCUCGUUUAUUUGCUUCUAUUUUGAUGGAUGUUCUCUGGGCUACUGGUUUUGUGAUUUGGCACAUUAUUCGCUGCUGUGUAUCUUGAAUAUGAUUAGCAAGGUAAUGAUGUUGCAAUACCUUUGUGUCUGAUUUAUUUAUACAAAUCUGGCAAAGUCUGUGUUUUCCUUUGA
Molecule: messenger RNA, 894 nt
Organism: Beta vulgaris subsp. vulgaris (sugar beet)
Lineage: Eukaryota; Viridiplantae; Streptophyta; Magnoliopsida; Caryophyllales; Amaranthaceae
Product: glycine-rich RNA-binding protein 2, mitochondrial
Exons: 5
Coding region: 174-665 (163 amino acids)
Molecular function (GO): RNA binding
Source: RefSeq, a predicted model, not a curated record